AUGACUCAAUGGAACCGAUACAUGUUGCAGCCUGGCUUAAAGCAAUUACUGAUUUCAAAACAAAAAUCAGCUGGUGAUGAUAUAAAGUCGUUGAAUGAGGAUUACAGUUAUAAAAUUCUUUUUCUUUCCAGCAUUAUUCCCGAUCAAAGUAACGCACGAUUUUUACCGACUAUCCUGAUUGAUGAUGAGCAUGCGGAACUCUUGAUUAAAAGGGGGCUUAGCAAACAAAAACUUGUUGACAUGUAUAAUGCCGAAGACGCCGUUAUGGUUGGCAAAGGGGUUUUUGUCAACUGCCUGAAAUAUGGUUCGGUAGACUGGAAAAAAGCGAAUGAGAGUAUCGAGUCUAUUAUUGAGUUGGCUCACAAUAUAUCGCGCUCUGAAAUCAUUCAGGCGCCCACCGUUUAUCCUUUAAAUGAUGGUACCUAUAAGGUACUCACUGGCCACAGACGCUUCCUGGCGAUGAUUUACAAUUUUGGCGUUAACGGUAACGGUCAGUUUAAAGUCUAUGAGAGUCAACCUGUUUUAACGAAAUUGAAACAGUUCCAGGAAAAUGCAUGUAGAGAAGAUUUGCCGCAGUACGGAAAGCUUGAAGCUUUUAUGAAUGCGCGCAUGGAAUUGGACACUUUAUCAGAUGUCAGAAAGCAACUUGGACAAAAGAAGUUGACGGUCAGGGAAGAAGCUAGCUUGCUUGGAAUUUCAUGGGAGCCUAUGACAAUUAUAAUGUGUUGA
Molecule: messenger RNA, 729 nt
Organism: Trichoplax adhaerens
Lineage: Eukaryota; Metazoa; Placozoa; Uniplacotomia; Trichoplacea; Trichoplacidae
Exons: 1
Coding region: 1-729 (242 amino acids)
Source: RefSeq, a predicted model, not a curated record